Messenger RNA from Lodderomyces oxycetoniae, 1833 nucleotides. RefSeq names its product cyclin (gene HGC1). The record is from RefSeq and is a predicted model, not a curated record. Bases 1 to 1833 code for a protein of 610 amino acids. NCBI's taxonomy places the organism in Eukaryota, Fungi, Ascomycota, Pichiomycetes, Serinales, Debaryomycetaceae. The transcript has a single exon.
AUGAUAAACGUCACUAGACCCUUGACUCCAAGUUCCACAAGGCCUAAUCACAUUAAACAACAAAGGUUAGCACCAUCACAAUUUGAAUGUCUAACGCUGCGAAAAAUCAUGAAGACUGAACCACCACAGACAAAGCAGUUUAAGCAAGUAAACUACCCACAAGAACUAUAUGAAUCUGAAAUCAGAAUACAUAAACAAAAUUUUUCUGAAUAUGACUUGGACAUCUAUGAUGCUAUGGUUGAUCUAAUAUUGUCAAGCAGACCAAAUUUACAAUUGUAUAAGGAACAGCCAUACCUAACGUUUGCUAUUCGUUUGAAAUUAAUUGAUUUUUUACUCAAAAUGUCGGUUAGGUUGAAGAUCCUCCCCUUUGUAUUUUUCAAAGCUAUUAAGUUAUUUGAUAGAUAUUGCUCCAAAAGAAUUGUGCUAUUGGAACAAUCACAACUAAUCAUUACCACUUGUUUAUGGAUUGCAAGUAAAAUAGUAGGUGGUAAUAACCAUUUUGUUAAUUUGACUAAUUUGGACAAAAUUGGCGUCAAGAACUUCAAGACAAUUGCCGAUUUGGGAUACGGCUCCGGUGGCAAGUAUCUUGGCCCUACAGAAAGAUUCAGAUUGCCCAAACUACACGAGUUGGUCAAAUUAUGUGGUGCUAAAUGUAAAUAUGAUCUGGGAAUGUUUAAACAAAUGGAAGUGCACGUAUUGAACACUUUAGAGUGGAGUCUCAAUGAUCCUUCUAUUGAAGAAUUUAUCAUUAGCAGUCACGAAUUUUGCAUUAUCAACCAAGAAGAAGCUUUUGCAAGCAAUGAAUUUUUCAAGAUUAAAGAAUACAUCAGCUAUGCUUCAUUAUAUUCACAUGAAUUAAUUGACGUGAAUGUUGUUGAGUUGGGACAAGUAUGUCUCGAUUUGAUUAACGAGGUCUUUAAAUUAAGUCCAACAAAUGGCAAUUAUCAAACUUUACUAGACUCCGAUGAUUUGCAACCUAUUAAGUUUGAUAUGAACAGGUAUAGGCUAAUCAAAAGAAGCUUAAUCAAGGCUAUCUUGAACAGUUCCGAUUUCUUGGUGAAAUUGUUUAACACUAGAGGACCACGGUUUUUGUAUCAACAAAUUUGUUACCAGUUUAGUGCAGUUAGUACACCCAUGAUGACGUCAACUGGGACAAACACAUCGGCAGCAGCAUCAGCAUCAGCAACAACAGCAGCAUCAGCAUCGUCAUCGACAAAUAAUCCAGCAAUGCCAACUUACCCCACAAUAGUCUCACAUCGCUCAUCAAGAUCUUCCUCGUUCUCAUCUUCAGAAUCUCCUGGAUCCAACAAUGUAUCGCCAACAUAUAACUCACCUACAACAGUAUCCACCACCAAGUCUACUUUCACACACUCGCCAAAUCACAUUCGAGGAAAAAAAAUUUAUCCCUCGCCAUUAUUUAAUAAUGUAACAAGCAUGGUGCAGCUUCAGCCGCAGCUGGUGCACAACUAUUCAUAUCAAACAGCCACGCCAACUAAUUCUGGCGGACAACAGAUGCCACCACAACAACAAUUCAACAACCAUAGUUCUUCAUUGCAUAUUCACCACUACUAUCACCCGCCGCAACCUUACAAGGUUUCAACUACUACUGUUACUCCCAAUAAAAUGUCAGAGUCGAACAAAAUAACCUCAUCACAAGCAAGUAUUGUGUCUUCGAUUCAUACGUAUAAAAAUGGUUACGAUUUAUUUGAUCGACCAGGGCCAAAUAUCAUUAUUCAAGGUAGUAACAGUAAUACUCCAUAUACAGAAAAUGAAAGUCCCUAUGCUUACUCUAAGAGGUUUCAUGGCUCAAUGGGACAUCUGAGAGAGCAUUGA